This is a messenger RNA of Cetraspora pellucida, 257 nucleotides long. The record is from the annotation of a GenBank genome assembly. NCBI's taxonomy places the organism in Eukaryota, Fungi, Glomeromycota, Glomeromycetes, Diversisporales, Gigasporaceae.
CACCUAUUUUGUCAGACAAUGAAAUUGAUGAGGAAUUGACUAUUACAGAUUUGAAUUAUCAAGUGAGUGACAAUGAAAAUGAAAUUAAUAGUGAAAAGAAUGCAACUGCAAGGUCUAGUAAUCAAACAAAUCAAAAUUUUGAUGAAGACUUAGUUACAGAAAAAGAUGAUGAAAUUUUGAUGACAAGUGAUUGGAAUACAAAUUUCUGUUUAGGGAGACAAGAAAAACAUCCUGCUGAUGACGAAGAAGCCAAAUAG